AUGGCUCAAUCUGGUGCUGCUGGUCUGCUUAGGCGCCAGCUCAAGGAGAUGCAAACAGCGAAGGACCUCCCAGGAAUUUCCUGUGGAUUAGUGAACAGCAAUGUCUUCGAGUGGGAGGUGAUGCUUAUGAUAUCUGAUGACUGCAAAUACUAUGGAGGAGGCAAUUUCCGGUGCCAUCUUACCUUCCCCAAGGAAUACCCGCUCCUCCCACCCGCCCUUACUUUCAAGACACCAAUUCCCUUCCACCCAAAUAUCUACGAAGACGGCCGGCUCUGCAUAUCGAUCCUACACCCACCGGAGGACGACCAAUAUGGGUAUGAGAGUGCAGCGGAGAGAUGGUCGCCUGUGCAGACGCCCGAGACGAUAUUGCUGAGUGUGAUCAGUCUACUGCAUAGCCCGAAUGAUGAGAGUCCGGCGAAUGUGGAGGCGGCGAGAUUGUGGCGGGAAGAGAAGACUGGCAAUAAGGAGUUCAAGAGACGUUGCCGGAGAGGCGUGAGAGACAGUCUUGGAGAGGACUAG
Messenger RNA from Cadophora gregata, 519 nucleotides. RefSeq lists its product as uncharacterized. The transcript is spliced from 2 exons. NCBI's taxonomy places the organism in Eukaryota, Fungi, Ascomycota, Leotiomycetes, Helotiales, Ploettnerulaceae. The record is from RefSeq and is a predicted model, not a curated record. Bases 1 to 519 code for a protein of 172 amino acids. Gene Ontology annotation, cellular component: cytosol; endoplasmic reticulum.